AUGAGCCGAAGUCCAUGUCUGCUGCAGUGCUUAGCCGCUGCAGCCUUGCUCACUGCCGGCUUUCUUCUCUGUGGCUCCGACUGCAAUGCCCGCAAUCUCCCGUUCGCGGGAAAAUUUGGGACCAAUCCUGGACGUUUCCGAGUCAGGCGUGCUGACGCACGGGCCCGCUCCAAGGACGUGCCACUUCUUGAUGAGGAGAGCAACGACUUGUUCCUCAUGCUCAGGGGCAUAACAACAGUGAGCUUCUGCACUGGUACUCCUCCCAUCGACUGGCUUCGACUGAGAGUUGUGGCGGUGGUGGCUGCGAACCCUUGGUUGGCAGGAAGCCUCGCGCGGACAUCAGCAGAGGAUCGCGUGCUUCUUCACUACGCAGAGGAUGCCGGCGAAGAAGCCGCAAGCCGAUCGUUCCAAAGCAUCGGGCCUGACAUGCUUGACAUACAGCCCGACAUGCCCUACGACGUCCUUUCACAGAAGCUGAGUGGUUCCUGCGCCGAAGUAAGGUCCGGAGCAGAAUGCCUGCGAGACUCAAGUGAGCCCUUGCUGAAAGUGACUGUGUGCAACGGUUCGCGUGAUCAGUUUGCACUCAUCGUCUCACUGUCGCACACCAUAGCCGACGGGUAUACCUACUACAGGAUCUUCAGCAUGCUGACGCGCAAGCUCACGCCAGUCUCCCUGAGACCCGAGCGGAAGCUGGACUUCCAUGAGCAACGCUUUCGUGCCAUCGGCCGGCCUGAGUACGACUUCAUCUUCUCGCCAGCGUAUGUCUUGAACUCCCUUACCAGCAAGAUUCUGCGUGGAAGACCAACCUGCCGCAGCUAUCUCAUUAACAUGCAGAAAGUGAGGCAGCUGCAGGCCAUGCUCACCGCGGACAGGCAAGUGCCUCUCUCGACGAACGAUGUUGUAACUGCAUACAUUGCAAGAAUAUUUGGGGCCCGUGCCUGUUCCAUGGCCGUGAACUUCCGCGGACGCCUUGCAAGCUUGAGGGAGGACGAUGCCGGCAACUACCAGGGCCUCCUGUGGUUCGGCCCCGAUGACAUUUCAAGUCCGGCUCUGGUUCGGGCAGCGUUGGAGCAAGGAAGAUGUCAGGGGGUUUAUCGACGGUGCGGCAGCGAUCCAGUUGGCCAACUCCCAGGCUUUUGGGAAACGCUCUGCUCACGCAUGGGGGUCAUCACCAGCUGGGUUUUCCAAGAUGAGCCCAUGUUGGAGGGGUGCAGGUUGGGGCUACACUUGCCUCACUUCGACUUAGAUGAUGUCAAUUCAGACAUGGCUGUAAUCUUCAGACCGCGUGAAGGACAACAGGCAGUCAUGCUGUUCACAAAGGAGCUCGACAUCGAUGCAGUGACAGCAGCACCAGACAGUAUUCUUGGAGAGCCUGCCUUGCUGAUGCUGGAGCAGGGCAUAAGCUUCGAAGAAGCGUGGACCUUCUGCGAGAAGAAACGGCCCAUCGUGUAUCCCAAUGUCGGAUUUCAACAACAACUUCGGCAUCUCGAAAAGAUCAUGGCAGAAGUCGUUGAUUUCAAGGCGCCCUGGCAGAAGCAGGUGAAGCAACUGCGGGAGGCUUUGCCAAAAGGCGACUUGGAAGGACCGAAGUCCCCCCUCCCAAUUCGGGAUGCCAUAGGCUCUUGCAUGGGGGCUGCAUUAAAUGAGCUGGAGGCCCUGGUAGAGAAGGUUCUUUCUCAACCACAGUUGCUGCAAAAGAGGGAGCUUUGGAAGAGACAAGGGCUGUUCUUUGAGAACCUGCAUAAGUACAAGGCCAUCCCGGGGGACCUCGCGUUGCUUGGCCGUGCCAAAGUGGCGGCUGACCAGUUGAGGUCUCUGCAAAGAGUCUACAGCGACUCCCUGAAAGGUGUCAAGCUAGCCAACGCCGUUGCCCAAGAAUUGGAGGACUGGUCCAAAGUGGCAGCACCAGAGCUCGAAAAAGCUGAAGGUGAAGGUCGGCCUGAAGCAAAGGCCGAAGAGAAGCCCAAGGAAUUGAGCAAGAAAGAGAAGAAACGGCUUAAGAAGGAAAAGAAACGCGAAAAAAAGGCAAAGAAGGCUGAAAAGAAAGCGGCAAAGACCUUGGCCAAGAUCGAGCAGGCAGCCAAGGAGGCUGAGCACAUCGCGAAGCUUGCUGGUGAAGAGGAAGAAGAGGCGGCCAGACGAAUAGCUGAGGUGGAGGAGGAGCUGGCAGCAGCUGAGGCAGCAGCUGCUGCCGCCGAAGAGUCCUCAGAAGAAGACCCCGAAAUGGUGGCAAAAGCAGAACGGCUGCGGGAGCAACUGAGCGAAGCCUACGAGUAUUCCGCGAACGUUGCCUUGAAAGCAGCUGAGAAAGCAGAGGCCACGGUCAAGGUGGUGAAGAAGCGACCGAGGUCCUCCUCCUCCUCCGAAGACAGCUCCGAUGGCUGA
Messenger RNA from Symbiodinium natans, 2385 nucleotides. Lineage: Eukaryota; Dinophyceae; Suessiales; Symbiodiniaceae. The record is from the annotation of a GenBank genome assembly.